This is a messenger RNA of Lottia gigantea (owl limpet), 3092 nucleotides long. RefSeq lists its product as hypothetical. The coding region runs from base 109 to 2733 and encodes 874 amino acids. Lineage: Eukaryota; Metazoa; Mollusca; Gastropoda; Lottiidae. The record is from RefSeq and is a predicted model, not a curated record. Gene Ontology annotation, cellular component: centrosome; spindle; centriole. Gene Ontology annotation, biological process: metaphase chromosome alignment; regulation of centriole replication; mitotic spindle assembly. The transcript has 17 exons.
CAAUGGCUUAAAUAUUUUACCCAAUAUUUGGGACGAAGGUUUGAUUGUUCGAAGCGGGAUCUUUGAUCUUUCAGAAUUGAUGUGUGACUGUGAUGUGGAAUUAACAGUAUGUCCUUCCACAGAAUUUCACAUGGAGUUAAUCCAUCCAAGAGACCUCUAAAGAAAAAGGCUGUUAAAAAGAAACCACAAUGGGAUGACACGCUUCAUGAUCUGACUACUUUCAAAGCCACAGAUGAAGACUUGGAGCGGAGAAAGACAGCUCACAAGUCCAAAAAUCAUAUGACUUAUAAGUUACAGCAAAUGAGAAAAGUUAAUAAGAGAGAAGAAAAUAAUGGACAGAUAACCCAGAAUCAAGCUAGACAGUUAGCUAUUAUGAAGGAGAUAUUGUAUGAUCAGAGGCAAUUAAAAAGUGUGUUAGAUAAAACUGAUAACAUGAUGUCUGUGGUAAAAGAUUUAUUUGGUGACGAUCCUAAGAAAUACAAAGGUUUCCCUAAUGUUACAUCAGCACCAAAUGCUUCAGGAGACCAUACCGAUAGAAAUACAAGUUUAGUGUCUGGUAUGCCUGAAAUAUACACCAAGACUGAAGCUUUAAGUGAUUCUGUUAUGAAUCCUACAGCUUUAAAUGAUCUACCAGAUUCAGACUCGGACGAUGAUGAAACUGACAAUCCUCAUCCUAUAGUUUACCAUCAACAGAUGAAUCUACAUAGAUUUCAACAGUUUCUGGCUAAUGAAGAGAAAAACCAAACAUUAAGUUCUAUUGGUGGUCAGGCUCAACUUAGUCAUAACGAAAUAGGUCCAACACAAAGUACACAGAUUCAAGGAAAUAGUGGAUUUGAAACACCACCAAAUGAAGCAAAUGAUUCGAUGGAAAUUCACCGCCCACCAAGAUCAGCUAUUAAUGAUACUAACAAAGUGAGGAAAAUCAAAAGUCGUAUUCGAGACACCUCAACUAGUUCUGCUGACACAUCUCAAACACAAGCCAUGAAUCUCACUGAUAUGAGAAAGGUAUUAGAAAGUUUACAAGAUGAAAUUGCUGAAUUUGAGAAACAAACAGGAACUAAAAUUCCUGCUGAAAAACAACGUUCAGAUACAUUUACAGGAUACACUGUGGCGCUAGUUGAUUCUGUUUCAAAACUAGCUCGAUAUUUGAGAGAGACUGAUAGAAGAUUACAAGCUGAAAUAACAGUGCGAGAACAACUCACACAAGAUGUUCAUCAGAUGAGAACUAUUAUUGAUGCUUUAACUUCUGAUAUUAUUGUAACCCAAGAAGAAUAUGGAAGAUCGCAAGGUGACUUUCUACGCUAUAGACAACAAACUGAACAAGAACUGGCUUUAUUGAAGGCAGCAUUAUAUGGUAUUAAAGGUCCCAUUCCAACACCACAAUUGUUGAAUUCGACACGAACACCCCCUCAACAUCACCCAGAUAUGCAUUUCACUGAUCAACAUCAAAAUCCUGAAACAAGUCAUUUAAAUGCUGCUUCAUCCUUACCUCAACCCAAUAUAGAACAACUACCAUUAAACCUAAGAUCUUCUAUACCUAGUCAUUUACAUGAUGAUGAGGCUAUUUUAUUAUCUCCACCAGUUCGUAAGACUAGAGUUCAUGAUCAACUUCCUCAAACAACCCACCAAACAUCAACUCAACCUUUACCAUUUCAACAAAAUCGACAAACAUCAUUGAUUGAUUUACCAUCACUAGCUAACAGUCAACCAACUUCUACAACAUCUACUCUUCAUCCAUCUGUUGUUAAUGUUCCUAGACCUAUAUCAUUAGCCCAGAGACAACAGAACAGCCAACUUGAAGCAUUUAGUGAAUUAUCCAGACCAUCUAAUGGUGUUUCACAAGGACAACAAAAUGGUUCACCACACAGACAGCAUGUUGAACUGAUGGCAAUGCAAGGUGGUCAACAACAGAAUGUAAUACAGAAUGGACAAUACAGAAGUUUACCAGGGCAGGUAAUGCUACAUGGGCAACCAGACACACAAAGUCAAAAUCAAAGCUUGUCACAAUCACAGAUUCCACAGAAUUCUGAUUUCAUGGCCUCUCUAGCAUCCAGGCAUCCAAAUGUAUCAUUUCAAGGUACACAGAGAAAUCCAAUGAAGGAAGAAGGGAUGAAGACACAGAUUGCAGAAUUAAAUAAACAGCAUGAAGAGGCUCAGAAACGACUGCAUGUUUUACUUGUUCAGCAGCAACAACAGAAAGUGUUAUUGCAGCAAGACCAGCAUCAGCGUCAACUUGGACGUGGACAUGAUCAAGUAUUUCAAGAGCUUGAAGCAUCUACAGCCUCUGGACAACUGAGUCAAUCACUGCUGAACCAACAAAAAGAUCUGAUCAAGCAACAACAAGAAAUAGCCCAUUUACUAGAGAGACAGUCAGAAAGCUUUGCUAAUCAAAAUAAUAACAAUGCAGAUAUUAAUAAUGCUUUUACACAACAGGAAAUGUUACAGCAACAAGAAUAUGUGAUGAGACAAAUGCAUGAACAGAUGAAACGAAUCCAAGAUCAGCAACAAUCAAUGGGUUUUGAUAUUCACAAGGCUGAGUUACAGCAAGAAACUGCUUUAACUCCACCUAAAAGAGAUCAGCCACAGGGUGACAGUCCAUUUUCACCACCAAUCUCACCAAUAUCUCAACAAUCUGAUAAUUAUGUUACUUUACAGAAUCAAUAUCUCACUAGGCAGCCUACAAGUAGAAUACAAGUUUCAAUACCAAAAGUAGAUUUUGAUAAAUCAUUUUAGAUGGCCAUAUGUCUAUCAACCAUUAAUAAUCUCUGAUAUAAAUAUUUAUUAAUAUUAUGCCAUUUGUCUUAAAAUGUCUUCAGGUCCAUAGAAAUAUAAGGUUCCAUCCCAGAAAAUUCAUGUGAAAAUGACCUACUAUUCAGACUAAAAGUUCGGUCAAAUCUCAUUUACAAAAAAUGUUGCUUAAAAUCACUUCCAGCCAUGUCAUAUGUUAUGUCAAUUUUUUUGUACAUUUGUAUAAUUUAGACUAUGAUCUAGUUUAUGUCAGACUGAAUAUAUGUAAAAAGCUUUGUAUUCUGUAUUUAUCUAGUUUGUAUUAUAGUGUUAAAUUUAAUUGAAUAUUUUAACUUAUACUGUGA